Physella acuta is the source of this 735-nucleotide messenger RNA. RefSeq names its product vasoactive intestinal polypeptide receptor. Gene Ontology annotation, biological process: adenylate cyclase-modulating G protein-coupled receptor signaling pathway; cell surface receptor signaling pathway. Gene Ontology annotation, molecular function: peptide hormone binding; G protein-coupled peptide receptor activity. Gene Ontology annotation, cellular component: plasma membrane. Lineage: Eukaryota; Metazoa; Mollusca; Gastropoda; Physidae. The record is from RefSeq and is a predicted model, not a curated record.
ACCGUGUGUACACGUGUAUUCCCAGAAAACUGCCAAAUCUACCCUGGUUUUAAUCCCGUUGUUCGGUGUCCACUUCAUCGUGUUCGCGUGGCUGCCCAACAACGUCAACCCCACAGCCGAGCUGGUCCAGCUUUAUUUUGAGAUGUUCUUCAACUCUGUACAGGGAUUUUUUGUGUCAGUUUUAUUCUGCUUCAUGAAUGGAGAGGUACAAAGCGAGUUCAGGAAAAAAUGGCAGAGAUUCAGGAUUACAAGAUUUAACCACUUGCCCAAGAGUCGAAACAGCAGCCACAACGCCACAUUUGCCACUUACCUCUCGCGCCCUCGGGAGUCGAACGCGUCCGUGACGCAACUCCCUGAUUCUCGUGACAACGGCAACGGAAUUAUCAGGGGAAGGAACUCUAACCUAUCUUGCAAAGACACAACAAUCUCGUUACUUCCCCUGAAAAACGCUCACAACGGUCACGGGAAAAAUACCAUUCUUGAAGCAGAAGAGCAAGAACUCAUUAACAAUCAGACGAGUGGGUACGAAACAGACAACCACACCCGAAUCAAUGACUACACUUGAGAGGGAAGAAAAUAAAUCAUACAAACAUAAUUUUAAAAAUAAACAAUCGGUGUGCCUCUACAAAAUCGCCAAUGCUAAAGCUGAAAUCUCAUCACCUGAAACCAGUGAUUGAUUUUAAAGCAAUGACGUAGCCCAGGCUUUAAAAAUAAAAGCCAAGGGAGAUAAGUGAC